CGGUCGUCACAUCACAAAAGCCCAGCAAAACCCCAACGAAAUCCAAGUGCGCGAGCGCAACACAGCCCGUAACCCAUCCACCCACCCUCCGACCCCGAGCUCGAGGAAAGCGAGGCGAGAGCUCACGGCGGCGAUGGCGGCAAACCUGGAGGACGUGCCGUCGCUGGAUCUGAUGCACGAGCUGCUCCGCCGCAUGAAGUGCAGCUCCAAGCCCGACAAGCGCCUCAUCCUCAUCGGUCCACCGGGAUCUGGCAAGGGAACACAGUCUCCUCUUAUUAAAGAUGAGUAUUGCUUAUGCCAUUUAGCCACUGGUGAUAUGUUGAGGGCUGCUGUUGCUGCUAAGACUCCUUUGGGAGUUAAGGCAAAAGAAGCAAUGGACAAGGGAGAGCUUGUUUCUGAUGAUUUGGUUGUUGGGAUUAUUGAUGAAGCCAUGAAGAAACCUUCAUGCCAAAAGGGAUUUAUUCUUGAUGGGUUCCCUCGCACUGUUGUUCAAGCUCAAAAGCUUGAUGAGAUGCUGGAAAAGAAAGGCACUAAGGUCAACAAGGUUCUUAAUUUUGCAAUUGAUGAUGCAAUUUUGGAAGAAAGAAUCACUGGACGAUGGAUCCAUCCGUCCAGUGGUAGGAGUUACCACACAAAAUUUGCACCCCCCAAGGUUCCUGGCGUUGAUGAUGUCACUGGAGAACCACUGAUUCAAAGGAAGGAUGACACAGCUGAGGUUUUGAAGUCUAGGCUUGAAGCUUUCCACAGACAAACUGAACCGGUGAUUGACUAUUACUACAAGAAGGGCAUAGUGGCGAACCUUCAUGCCGACAAGCCACCGAAGGAAGUGACUGCUGAGGUCCAGAAAGCCCUAUCUUGACGUGCCACCAUUUUGGAGAUCAAAUUGAGGAACUCUAAUUAGAUCUUAUGUUGUAGAGGUCCAAAUUGAUACUGACAUGCCAAGACUUAGAGUUCCUAUUUCUUUUCAUCUGACACUGAUCAGAUAAUGAGCAGAGUGAACUUCACCAGUUUUUUUUUUCUUUUGUAAUAAUCUUCAGCAUGAUGGGACACAAUGUUUUGUACCAAUGCUAUGACAGUGAGUUCACCCUUUCGAAUUUUGACAGACUCCUUCAGUUUA
Molecule: messenger RNA, 1117 nt
Organism: Panicum hallii
Lineage: Eukaryota; Viridiplantae; Streptophyta; Magnoliopsida; Poales; Poaceae
Product: adenylate kinase 4
Exons: 6
Coding region: 134-859 (241 amino acids)
Biological process (GO): nucleobase-containing compound metabolic process
Cellular component (GO): cytoplasm; mitochondrion
Molecular function (GO): AMP kinase activity; ATP binding
Source: RefSeq, a predicted model, not a curated record